Messenger RNA from Erinaceus europaeus (western European hedgehog), 1722 nucleotides. RefSeq names its product aldehyde dehydrogenase 9 family member A1 (gene ALDH9A1). Gene Ontology annotation, molecular function: 4-trimethylammoniobutyraldehyde dehydrogenase (NAD+) activity; aminobutyraldehyde dehydrogenase (NAD+) activity. The transcript has 11 exons. Bases 46 to 1575 code for a protein of 509 amino acids. The record is from RefSeq and is a predicted model, not a curated record. Lineage: Eukaryota; Metazoa; Chordata; Mammalia; Eulipotyphla; Erinaceidae.
UCCCGCCCCUCAGUGUCUUCCGGCCGCCAUCGUACCAGUUCCCCGAUGCUGUCCAGGACUGUCUGGGCUCUCUGUCCUGCGUCUGCCAUCAUGAGUACUGGCACCUUCGUCGUGUCUCAGCCGCUCAACUAUCGCGGCGGGGCCCGCGUCAACCCGGCCGAUGGCUCUGGCACCGAGAAGGCCUUCGAGCCGGCCACUGGCCGAGUGAUUGCCACAUUCACAUGCUCUGGAGAGAAAGAAGUCAAUCUGGCUGUUGAGGAUGCGAGAGCUGCCUUCAGAACUUGGAAGAAAAAGUCUGGCAUGGAACGCUGUCGGGUCCUUUUGGAGGCUGCCAGGAUCAUCAGGGAGCGGAAGGAUGAGAUUGCUGCUGUGGAAACCAUUAACAAUGGCAAGUCAGUCUUUGAGGCACGCCUGGACAUUGACACUUCCUGGCAGUGCUUAGAGUACUAUGCAGGCCUGGCUGGGUCCCUGGCGGGUGAGCACAUCCAGCUCCCAGGUGGGUCCUUUGGCUAUACCCGGAGAGAACCACUUGGGGUGUGUGUGGGAAUCGGUGCCUGGAACUACCCCUUCCAGAUUGCCUGCUGGAAGUCAGCACCUGCACUGGCCUGUGGUAACGCCAUGAUUUUCAAACCAUCCCCCUUCACACCAGUUUCCGCCCUGCUGCUGGCAGAAAUCUACACACAGGCUGGUGUGCCUCCUGGGCUCUUUAAUGUGGUCCAGGGCGGGGCGGCCACAGGUCAGCUUCUGUGUCAACAUCAAGAUGUGGCCAAAGUCUCUUUCACUGGAAGUGUUCCUACAGGUAGCAAGAUCAUGGAAAUGUCAGCCAAAGGAAUCAAACCCGUGACCUUGGAACUUGGAGGCAAGUCGCCCCUCAUCAUCUUCUCAGACUGUGAUAUGCCUAACGCAGUGAAGGGGGCACUGAUGGCCAACUUCCUUACCCAGGGCGAGGUUUGCUGUAAUGGUACAAGGGUAUUUGUGCAGAAGGAUAUUCUUGAUAAAUUUACUGCAGAGGUUGUGAGACAGACACAGAAGAUAAAAAUCGGAGACCCCCUUCUGGAAGAUACCAGGAUGGGUCCUCUGAUCAAUGGGCCACACCUGGAGCGUGUGCUGGAGUUUGUGCGCUUGGCCAGGGAGCAGGGAGCUAAAGUCUUGUGUGGUGGAGAUCCCUAUGUACCUGAAGACCCCAAAUUAAAAGGCGGCUACUACAUGACACCUUGUGUGCUGACUGACUGCAGAGAUGACAUGACCUGUGUGAAAGAAGAGAUCUUUGGUCCAGUCAUGUCCAUCUUGUCAUUCGACACAGAAGCUGAGGUCCUGGAACGUGCCAACAACACCUCUUUUGGAUUAGCUGCUGGUGUCUUCACCAGGGAUGUCCAGCGUGCUCAUAGGGUGGUAGCUGAGUUGCAGGCUGGGAUGUGCUUCAUCAACAACUACAAUGUGAGCCCCAUAGAGCUACCCUUUGGAGGCUACAAGAAGUCAGGGUUUGGCAGAGAGAAUGGCCGAGUGACCAUCGAGUAUUACUCCCAACUCAAGACAGUGUGUGUGGAGAUGGGGGAUGUGGAGUCUGUGUUCUGACAGCUGGCAGGCCAAAGGAAGAGCACCCAGGCACUCAGCAACACGACUUUCAAAUGUUAAAUGUUGAUUUGGGGGCUUUUGAGAAAAGGCUUUAUUUCCAGCUCAGCCAGCAAGGAGCUGGGAGGCAAAGCUUAGAGCUGCCUCCUU